UAUUAAAAUUAUAGAUCUCCCUGUUCGCGAAUAUUUAAAGUUUACUAGGAUCUUUGAACUUAAGAGACAGCACUGUGGUUAAAUUUAGACCAAUGCGACUAGACACUGUUUAAAGUUAGCUCGGACAUAUCCCAGUUAGGGCUCCUAGGUGAGCCGCAGAAUUCGUACGAAUGGAGUUAAUCAUAUUUGUCUAAAAUUUCGACAGAAUUUGGAUCGAGAAUGCCGUCAGCAUCGAACGGAAAUAAACAGCCCGACGAUAGUCAGACAUGGGAGCUGGCGGAGAGGUGUCUGCUACCCAUAGCAUUUUCACACGCAGUUGCGGUAAUCCUGGCGACUAUACUCAACACCUUCGGCAUCUCACAAACAUCUAGUUUCGUGCUUUUCAUACUACUGUUGAUCAUAUCAGUAGGAUCCACGCUAUUCUAUCACAAUCUAAAGGUUACUGCUGCAGGGAAAGCAAUACUAAUCACAGGUUGCGAUUCGCGAGUUGGAUAUGCUCUGGCUAAACAACUGGACGACUUGGGCUUCACUGUGUUCGCUGGAUUUAACAAUAAAGCGGAGAAUGAGGAGAUCAUGCAGAAAUUAAAAGAUGACGCUUCGGGCAGGCUGCACGUGCUGCAGUUGGACGUCAUCAGCGAACGUGAUAUACACUCUACCUUUCUCUACGUCAACGAGAACCUGCCCGACGGGGCUCCUGGACUAUGGGCACUGGUGCAUGCUGCUGCUUGGGUGACUCUCGGAGAAUGCGAGUGGAUUCCCCCAUCUGUUCUCAAGCGAAGUAUAGAUAUCAAUUUCAUCGGUCUGGCACGCUUAACUCAGGUAUUUCUACCCUUGGUGAGGAGGUCAAAGGGUCGAAUCGUUUUGGUCAGUAGCCUUUUGGCGCGGAUACCGAGUCCCGUUCGAGGCAUCUAUUGUGCGCUUAAGGCUGCUGUGGAAGCCUGGGGUUCAUGUUUAAGGCUGGAGAUGCGAAGAUGGGGUGUGGAUGUUGUAAUUGUCGAAACUGGAGAAUAUAUAUCUGGUAACGCAUGGCUGAAAGAUAAUACAGCAUUGCUAGAACAAGCUAGAGAUAUGUGGACACAAUUGGAUCCUCAAACUCGCAAAGAAUAUGGCCAGGAACUGUUUCAAUCAGAGAUGUUAGCUCUGGAGAAGUACACUCAGGGACCUGAGGCAGAUUUAACUGCAGUUACAAGGACUCUCACAGAUGCUGUGGUAAAGACUUUCCCAAUGCGGCGGUACACGCCUGUAUUGCGUAGUGAAAGAAUACAAGCAAUGUGUAAUCAUUAUUUGCCAAAGCCGAUUUAUGAUAUAUUAUACACAAAUUAAAUAUACAUCCUACAUACUGACAUGUCAUCAAUGCUCAGAAUACAAUUAGAGAUAAUUAUAUAGAUACACUUUUUUGAACAAAUAAUAGAUAAUACUGUAAAAAGAGAUUUAUGUAAAACAAAGAAACAAGUUUUUUAGCAGUUUGUGCAACCACUUGAAACACUGCCUAUGUAAAACAACUGCAAAGACACUGUGUCAAUUAAUAAAGUUACUCUACCAAAUUACAGUUUACACUCUUCACAGACAUAAGCAUAAACUUUAAUUAUCUGAAACUUUACCAACAAAACAAACUAUAAGGCAAUUUACUUAGUUUGUAUGUUUAAGUGACUUAUAAUUAUUUUCUAUUUUAUAAAUGUGAAUAUUUUCAACAUUCUUAGAACCAAUAUUUAUGUUAGAAAUGGUAAGCCGUUAGAAAUAGCAGUUAAAGAUAGUCGGAAUUUAUGGUUGUGAUUUUGCAAUUCUAGUAAUAAUA
Messenger RNA from Harpegnathos saltator (Jerdon's jumping ant), 1795 nucleotides. Its product is annotated as D-beta-hydroxybutyrate dehydrogenase, mitochondrial. Gene Ontology annotation, cellular component: intracellular membrane-bounded organelle. The record is from RefSeq and is a predicted model, not a curated record. The transcript has 6 exons. Gene Ontology annotation, biological process: steroid metabolic process. The coding region runs from base 220 to 1323 and encodes 367 amino acids. NCBI's taxonomy places the organism in Eukaryota, Metazoa, Arthropoda, Insecta, Hymenoptera, Formicidae. Gene Ontology annotation, molecular function: oxidoreductase activity.